Molecule: messenger RNA, 863 nt
Organism: Punica granatum (pomegranate)
Lineage: Eukaryota; Viridiplantae; Streptophyta; Magnoliopsida; Myrtales; Lythraceae
Source: RefSeq, a predicted model, not a curated record
UAAAGCCCUUCAUGUGCAAAUUACUUUAGGCAUCCUAUAUAUCACUGCAACAACCCUACUAUAAAAAUCGAAGUCCCUCCAUCGUCUCCACGUAGAAACCCUAGCGGCGGCGGCAUAACUGUUGGCGGUUCUCCGAUCAAUCUCCAGCAAUGGCGGAAGUGGAAGCGGAUGUAGCGGUUGCCGGACAGCCGAAGAAGAGGACGUUCAAGAAGUUCAGCUUCAGAGGCGUCGAUUUGGAUGCCCUCCUCGACAUGUCCACCGAUGAGCUCGUGAAGCUCUUCACUGCCCGAGCUCGCAGAAGGUUCCAGAGAGGUCUGAAGAGGAAGCCUAUGGCUCUGAUCAAGAAGCUGCGCAAGGCGAAAAGGGAGGCCCCACCGGGUGAGAAGCCGGAGCCUGUUCGUACUCACCUGCGCAACAUGAUCAUCGUUCCUGAAAUGAUCGGGAGCAUCAUCGGGGUGUACAACGGGAAGACCUUCAAUCAGGUUGAAAUCAAGCCCGAGAUGAUUGGUCACUACCUUGCUGAGUUCUCCAUCUCUUACAAGCCUGUUAAGCACGGUAGGCCUGGUAUUGGUGCCACCCACUCUUCGAGGUUCAUUCCUCUGAAGUAGAUGAGGCAUUCUGGAUGCUUGAUCACUUUUUGUAAUCUCUAUGCCUGCCUUCCCCGGGACAUCAAUUUUGGUGGGAGUACUCUUUCUGAACAUCAGCCUGAUACAGAUUUCUAGCCAAAUUUUGAGUUUCCAUGAUAAGCUUUAACUCAAGAAAUGCUGUUAGAUACGUUCAAUUUUGUUUCUGAUGAGUAGCAUCUCUUGUCCGCUCUGGAGUUCCUAUGCAUGUAUAAUGAGAAGGGAUUUGCGAACCAUUUA